GGCUCCAAGCAUGACACUUCAAUUUUGUGCAGAGUCGCGUUCAUUGUGUUUAUUUGAGAGUGGAAGCAAAUAAAAAUUAGCAGAAAUUUAUAAAAGCUUUAAUUUCCUCUCCCUCAAAGAGUAAUUCGAAGACUGCAAAUAACCCCCUGGAAACCACCACCGCCGCCGGAAGUCCCCGUCAAGCAACCCAAAAUGGACAACGUCGUCGCCCUGUACAAGCAGCUCAAGACCGAGUGGAUCAAGAGCCCGAUUAACCUCAAGCUGUGCGGUUCCCUGCUGGACAAGCUGAAGAUUGCCCUCACCGAGCUGUCCUACUUGCCCACGAGCAACAGUCCGGCCUCGCAGCAGGAGCUUGUGAUUGCCCGGGACGUGCUGGAGAUUGGCGUCGAGUACAGCGUGGCCACCAAGAAUAUUCCGGCCUUUGAGCGGUACAUUUCGCAGCUCAAGUGCUACUACUACGAUUACAAGAACGAAAUCGGCGAAUCCAAGAACAAGUACCAGCUGCUCGGGCUGAACCUGCUCUUCCUGCUGUCCCAGAACCGCGUGGCCGAGUUCCACACCGAGCUGGAGCUGCUGCCGGCGGACAUCAUCCAGGAGAACGAGUACAUACGGCAUCCGCUGGCCCUGGAGCAGUACCUGAUGGAGGGCCGCUACAACAAGAUCUUCGCGGCCAAGGGCAACGCCCCGGCGGAAUCGUACAACUUCUUCACCGACAUCCUGCUGCAGACGGUGCGCGACGAGAUCGGCGCCUGUCUGGAGAGCUCGUACGAGCGCGUUUCCGUGCAGGAAGCGGCCAAGCGGCUCAACCUCAAGUCCAAGGACGAGGUCAAACAGUUUGCCGAAAAGAAGGGCUGGAAGCUGAACGCGGACGGCUUCUACCACUUUAUCAGCGAGCUGGCCAAGCCCAAAGAGCCGAUCCCGUCGCGGGAACUGGCCGAGCAGGCCAUCUUCUACGCGCGCGAGCUCGAGAUGAUCGUUUAGAGAGGCGGGAAUUUUCUUUUCUUUGUCUACGCGAGAGGAAAAAAAAACACUCACUUUUCGUUCGUUUUUCAACUGUAUCACUUGUACUGAUCGAGAAAAUAACACAAAAAAAUAAUUUAAUAAAGCAACUCUUAACUAGGAAUCGAAAAAAAA
This is a messenger RNA of Culex quinquefasciatus (southern house mosquito), 1134 nucleotides long. It is a transcript of the gene Rpn12, whose product is annotated as 26S proteasome non-ATPase regulatory subunit 8. The record is from RefSeq and is a predicted model, not a curated record. The transcript is spliced from 3 exons. Lineage: Eukaryota; Metazoa; Arthropoda; Insecta; Diptera; Culicidae. Bases 193 to 981 code for a protein of 262 amino acids. Gene Ontology annotation, biological process: proteasome-mediated ubiquitin-dependent protein catabolic process. Gene Ontology annotation, cellular component: cytosol; nucleus; proteasome regulatory particle.